AUGCCAGCAGCGCAUUCCAAAUGGGUACCACUUAAGCGAACGCAGACAAAAGAUCCUGUCAUGUUUACGAGUCGCAAUUCUCGACGUAAGGUGCCAGCAGCGCAUUCCAAAUGGGUACCACUUAAGCGAACGCAAAGUACCGGAAGAGCGGAAUAUCCAACAACAGUUCCACAGCAACACGUUGAACAACAACAAAAACAACAACAGCAGCAGCAACAGCAACAGCCAACGGAUUAUUCACAGAAAUAUGUUGAGCCCCUCCGGGUUACCGUAAGGAACGAUAAUGCAAGCAGUUUGCCAGCCUGGAUGAUCGAACAGCAACAGCAGAAUGCGGCAACAAGCAGCAGCAGGAUUUCCCCAUCAAUGGAUCAUUCACCGUGUACCGGAUUUGUCGAGAUCCUGCAUCGUCUUCGAAUGAAAGUGGAAGCAAGUAAAAUGGCAAAAGAGAAUUUGGUGGAUAACUAC
Gongylonema pulchrum is the source of this 465-nucleotide messenger RNA. NCBI's taxonomy places the organism in Eukaryota, Metazoa, Nematoda, Chromadorea, Rhabditida, Gongylonematidae. The record is from the annotation of a GenBank genome assembly.